This is a messenger RNA of Fraxinus pennsylvanica, 1500 nucleotides long. The record is from the annotation of a GenBank genome assembly. Lineage: Eukaryota; Viridiplantae; Streptophyta; Magnoliopsida; Lamiales; Oleaceae.
AUGACAAAUGGAAAGAAGAAGAAGAAGAAGAAAACGAGAAAUCCGCAUGUGGGAUUGGGGUUCUUGAUUUUCCGGCCCAAGAGGGAGAAGAAAGCCUUGUCAUUAUGUUGGAAUGAUACCCUAUGGUCGUUCUCGGAUUUAAGAGCUUAUGCUUGUGCCUUCUUGUGGCCAAGAUUUCUGGUUUCAAGUCCAAGAAGAAGAAGAUUCCUCUCACCCAAGCAUCAUUCGCCUAAUCGCACAGCAAAUUUCAAUUUCUUCGACGAAAUAUACAUGGGUACGGAAAAUUCAGAUCUUGGACAUGUUAUUGAGGUAUGCACUGAUGUGCCAGCCACAGAAAGGGGCUUUGCUGGAAGCAAGGGAUGUGGAGAGGCGCCAUGUGGUUUUGCUGACGCCAAAACCAGUUCUGCAGAUGCACAUGAGCGUUCAGCUUCUAUGAGGAAGCUUUUGAUUGCUGUUGCGUUGUGCAUUGUUUUUAUAAGCAUUGAAGUUUUUGGGGGUAUCAAAGCCAAUAGUCUUGCAAUUUUGACUGAUGCAGCUCAUUUGCUAUCAGAUGUUGCAGCUUUUGCAAUAUCUUUGUUUUCUCUAUGGGCCGCAGGAUGGGAAGCUAAUCCACGUCAGUCUUAUGGUUUUUUUAGAAUCGAGAUUUUGGGGGCAUUAAUUUCAAUUCAAUUGAUUUGGCUUCUUGCUGUGAUCCUUGUCUAUGAAGCCGUUGUUCGACUUAUGCAUGAUACAGGCGAAGUAAAGGGCUUUUUGAUGUUUUUGGUUUCUGCAUUUGGACUGCUGGUCAAUGUUAUUAUGGCGGUCUUGUUGGGACAUGAUCACGGGCAUGGCCAUGCUCAUGAUCACGGUCAUGGCCAUAAGGCUCACGACCUAGACCAUGACCACGAACAUGUGCACAAUCAUGGAGUUAGUGUCACCCGGCAUCACCAUCAUGAGGGACCCUCCAGAUACGAUGAGCAUCAUUAUGUCCACGAUGAAGACCACACUGAGCCUUUGCUAACAAGUUCCUCUGAAGGUGAAGGUAAAUCAGAAGGCAAAGAUAAGCAGAAGAAGAAGCGAAAUAUAAAUGUUCAGGGGGCUUACCUUCAUGUGCUAGGAGAUUCCGUACAAAGCAUUGGGGUUAUGAUUGGUGGAGCAAUUAUCUGGUAUAAGCCAGAGUGGAAAAUCAUUGAUCUGAUUUGUACCCUCGUUUUUUCAGUAAUUGUGCUGGGCACUACAGUCAAUAUGCUACGAAACAUUUUUGAGGUUCUUAUGGAGAGUACUCCCAGAGAGAUUGAUGCAACAAGGCUUGAGAAGGGUCUUUGUGAGAUGGAAGAAGUUGUUGCCAUCCAUGAAUUGCAUAUAUGGGCAAUUACUGUGGGGAAAGUGUUAUUAGCUUGCCAUGUCAAAAUUAACCCUGAAGCAGAUGCUGACAUGGUGCUGGACAAAGUCAUUGACUAUAUCAAGACGGAACACAACAUCAGUCAUGUGACAGUCCAGAUAGAAAGACAACAGAUCUGA